AUGCUGCAGGGAUUGACACCACUGCUUGUUUGUUGGAUGCUGCUAUAUGGCCUCUAUUUCCACCUGAUGUCAGAGCAGUCAGCUGGACCUGAACAGUUUGUCAAGAAGCCCAAUUUCAUUAUCAUACUAGCUGAUGAUAUUGGAUGGGGUGACUUAGAUGUGAACCAACCUGAACAUAAGUCCAACAAUACACCACAUCUUAACCUGAUGGCGCAGCAAGGAUUGAGAUUCUUAGACUUCCACUCUCCGGCCUCAACCUGCUCCCCAUCCCGCGCUUCUAUUCUGACGGGCCGCUAUGGACUGAGGAAUGGGGUCACUCACAAUUUUGCAGUAGGCUCCUUGGGCGGUUUGCCUUUGUCCGAAAUCACUUUACCACAACUCCUACAGCAGGCAGGUUACUAUACUGCCAUGAUCGGGAAAUGGCAUUUAGGCCAUAAUGGACCAUAUGGCCCGACAAAAAGAGGUUUCGAUUACUACUUAGGUGUUCCCUACAGUAAUGAUAUGGGAUGCACUGAUGUACCUGGAUAUGAUCUUCCCCAGUGCCCUGCCUGUGAGUCAUCUCGACCUCGAAUAACCGGGUUGAGAAGGAGUCAACACAAAGGCAGAGACUGCUAUUCCAGAGUGGGGCUUCCUUUGAUUGAAAACAGCAGUAUUGUUCAGCAGCCACUCAACCUGUGGACACUUACACAACAGUAUCAGUCUGCUGCACUAAGAAUUAUACACGAUGCAAGAGAACGAGGUCAGCCUUAUUUUCUUUACAUCGCGUUAGCUCACAUGCACGUCCCUUUGGCCCCACCAAUUGCCACUUCGUCACUUGAAAAUCAAGUGUAUUCUGCAAGCUUGCGAGAAAUGGAUGGCCUUGUGGGGUCGAUUAGGAGUGCUUCACACGCAGAUGAUACGCUCAUCUGGUUCACUGGUGACAACGGUCCUUGGGAGCAGAAGUGCCAAUACGCAGGAAAUGCAGGACCAUUUAAAGGAAAGUGGCAGACAAAAAGAGGUGGGGGUUCCGCAAAGAGGACCACAUGGGAAGGGGGCCAUCGUGUGCCAACCGUGGCCUACUGGCCUGGCGUGAUCCGGGCAAACUCCACCAGUUCAGCCAUGCUUAGCGGUAUGGACAUUUUCCCAACACUCCUUUCCCUGGCAGGGGUGAAGCCGCCCACUGACCGCCGCUACGAUGGCAUUGAUGUCACAAGUGUCCUACUGCAUGGCAAACAGACUGGUCACAAGGUUCUUUUCCACCCUAACAGUGGUGCCGCAGGGCAGUUUGGUGACUUGCAGGCUGUUCGAGCAGGGAAAUAUAAAACAUUCUACAUGACAGGCGCUGCUCAAGCGUGUGGUGGUGCCAUAGGAACGCAGGAGCUCCAUGACCCACCGUUGAUAUUUGAUUUGGAGCAUGACCCGGCUGAGGAAACGCCCUUAAAAUUUGGAACACCUGAAUACCAAGUGAUAGCUGAGAGGGUUGCUCGCUGGAGGGAGGCCCUUUUAUGGGACAUUGCAACCGACAAAUCCGUGUCUAUGGCUGACUACACAACAGAUGAGUCGCAAGUGCCUUGCUGUGAGCCGACACAUCCGGUUUGCCGUUGCCUCUGA
Nerophis lumbriciformis (worm pipefish) is the source of this 1590-nucleotide messenger RNA. NCBI's taxonomy places the organism in Eukaryota, Metazoa, Chordata, Actinopteri, Syngnathiformes, Syngnathidae. The record is from RefSeq and is a predicted model, not a curated record.